This is a messenger RNA of Spodoptera litura, 2029 nucleotides long. RefSeq names its product S-phase kinase-associated protein 2. Gene Ontology annotation, biological process: SCF-dependent proteasomal ubiquitin-dependent protein catabolic process. The record is from RefSeq and is a predicted model, not a curated record. Gene Ontology annotation, molecular function: protein binding. Gene Ontology annotation, cellular component: SCF ubiquitin ligase complex. Lineage: Eukaryota; Metazoa; Arthropoda; Insecta; Lepidoptera; Noctuidae.
UGCAUUGACAUUCACGUUGCAGGUGUCAUCUGCGCGACUUUGCCUCGGAACGUUUUGUUCUACCGAAUUUGUGUGAUGACAUAAGUUCAAGAACCGCUAAUAUUUUCGUGUACUGUGCAGUUAAGUGAUAUUUUAUAAUGAGUGAUAAGAAAAGUGAAGCCUCGCUACAUCACGAUUUGGAUGUUAUGGAAAAUCCUAAGAAACGUUUUUGCUCAGAGAACACCAAUCGUAGGAGCUGGAGUUUACUCGAGCGGUCAACUGAUCAAGAGGUUUUGCAAGAGAUGGGUGUCAGUAUUUUGGAGUCUGAUGAAGAGGCAUCGUGUGGACCUAGUUCGUCAGGACUUGCCCAAAAAACUACAAAAAACGUUCAAGAUAUUGAGAAUGUAAAUCCGAAUGUAAAUUCGGUGACGUCACCACGCUCUAGGUUCAGUCCUAAAAGCCCUAAGCGGAAAGCUAGUCCUAACGCCGGACCUUCAAAAGCUAAAACAACAACUCCUAAGAGUUCAGAAAAACUGAAACCGCUCCAGGAGACUGAACAGCAUAUCUUGGAAACCAGUCUUGUUGAUGAUUAUCUGAUAGAAGAGGAGACUCCUCUGGGUCAAUCAGUCAGCGCUGGAUACAUGCCCACUGCAGGGGCUACGUACAGCGCUGGUAGCGACAGCAGCGGGGGACGGCAAAGUUGCACGCCUCUUGGCAUGGAAGACGAUCUAAUACUGGAACGCCGUUCUAAAUCAGAGCCUACUGAGACCGAAGGCGAUUCCUUCAGGUUGCUCUCCGAUGAGAUGAUGCUGAGCAUAUUCAAUUGGUUGCCGAAACGGAGCCUUGCACAUUGCAUGGUUGUUUGUAAGAGGUGGUACAGAGUAGCCUGCGAUGAGACGCUUUGGGUCCGGAUGGACCUGGGCAACAAGACCAUAGCCAAAGACGCCCUAGGAAGAAUUUUAGACAGAAAACCUGUCAUACUGAGAUUGGCUAGCUCCGAAAUAGGCGACUGGACGCCCACUGGAGAGUUGCCCCCGUCCCGGCUCCAGUUCCUGGACCUGAGCAUGGCUACAAUAUCGACAGCCACCUUAGACACACUGCUAAGUUGCUGUCCGAAUCUCAAAAAGCUAAGCCUUGAGAGCAUUCAGAUAGAGGACAAUACUCUUAGAAUCAUCGGACAAUGCACAAAUUUAGAAACAUUGAACUUAACUAUGGCGUUCGGGCUGAAAACUGAGGGUUUUAACUCAUUAUUUGAAGGAUGCACCAACUUAUUAGCUCUGAAUCUUGGUUGGUGUGGUAUUAGCGAGGAAUCUCUGAAUGCCCUGGUUGAGAAGGCCCCGGAGCGUCUCCAGCGACUCAAUCUGGGUGGAGUCAGAACACUCACCGAUAAUUUGCUGGACAGACUGGUAGAACGCUGCUCUCGACUGCUGGAGCUGGAUGUCUCUGACUGUGGCCUGCUAACUAUAAAUAGUAUCAGCUCGUUUAUGAAGCUGCAAAGACUAGAGCACCUGGCUGUGAAUCGAUGCUACUCCAUACCCGUAAAUUCAUUAACCCGAUUAUCUCGAAUGCCGCAUCUCCAAUAUCUGGACGUUUGGGGAUUGCUACAGAAUCACUGCUUAGCAUCAUUCCGGGCCACCAUGCCGCAUAUCACUGUCAACGCAUUCAUGUUCAGUGCAAUUGCCAGGCCCACAGUUGGGACAAGACGGACUUCAAUUUGGGGCUUAAGAACAAGAGACUAAUCAUUAUUUAGAUAUCAGCCCCGUACUGUCCACUGGCUCCCAUAGUCCUCCCCUAAUAACUACACAUCGCGAGGUUGGAAGCGAUAGACUGCAUACAGAUGAACUUGACUGAUGUUUAUAUAAACGAACUUGCGCAGGUAGGCUUUUAAGAAUCAUAUUUGUCGAUUUUUUUGUUUAAAAAACAAUGUAAAUUAAAAUAAAUGUGGGUUUGGAACUCCCAGAAUAACCAGGGCGAUUAAUCUUGAAUCCAAUUCCGAUCGAUCGACAUUGAUAUUGUGUCGUACUCUUGAGUUGCAACACUAGCGCCCAUU